AUGAAUAAACUAAACCAGGACAUCCAGGAAGGGGAUUUGGGAAUUCUGUUCGGUCUCCAUUGUGAAUUUGUCCUGGUCCGUAGGAACGAAGACGGCACCCUAAGCCACAACGUCUACCGCAAACCAACGCAGACGGACCGAUACCUCCACGCAAACUCCCACCAUCACCCCGCCCAAAAGAAUUCAGUAAUCAGCUCUCUAGUCCACAGAGCACUCUCCAUCUCGGAACCAGCCGCCCUGAACGGAGAGCUAAACCAUCUUCACCGAACCCUGACCAGGAACGGAUACAGCAGCAGAAACAUCAACCGUACCAUCAAUAAGCUGACCAACAAGGAAUCCGGCCAGAACAACACCACGACACCAGAGACAGAGAAAGAGAAGAUUAAGGCAGUAGUACUCCCAUACGUCAGAGGCACCACGGACCGCAUCAGCAGAAUCCUGAACAAACACAACAUCAAAGCGAUUUUCAAACCCUGCAACAAGCUCUCACAAAUGCUCCCCAAUCCCAAGGACGGAGACCCCCUUUGA
Messenger RNA from Vollenhovia emeryi, 528 nucleotides. RefSeq lists its product as uncharacterized. The transcript has a single exon. Bases 1 to 528 code for a protein of 175 amino acids. NCBI's taxonomy places the organism in Eukaryota, Metazoa, Arthropoda, Insecta, Hymenoptera, Formicidae. The record is from RefSeq and is a predicted model, not a curated record.